UCUCUCUCCCUCCCUGGGGCGUCUCCUGAAGACGCCCGCUUCCGGUCAGCCGCCGGCCGCAGAAGCGUGUCCCGCCUCUUCCGCCUCCCCGGUGGCGGCGCGGGUGGCGGAGGCGGUAGCGGCAGCGGUGACUGCGCGUCUCCUUUCGGGGUCGGCGGCACGCAGGUCCCCUGGGCGGCCCAGCUGGACGUGGCCGAGCCGAAGCCCGGGGGCCGAUGGCGAUGAACUAUAGCGCGAAGGAUGAGGUGGACGGCGGGCCCCCGGGUCCUCCCGGGGGCGCCGCCAAAACCCGGAGGCCGGAUAACACGGCCUUCAAACAGCAACGGCUGCCCGCCUGGCAGCCCAUCCUCACGGCCGGCACGGUGCUGCCCACCUUCUUCAUCAUCGGCCUCAUCUUCAUCCCCAUCGGCAUCGGCAUCUUCGUCACCUCCAACAACAUCCGUGAGAUCGAGAUUGAUUACACUGGAACAGAACCUUCCAGCCCCUGCAAUAAAUGUUUAUCUCCGAAUGUGACAUCUUGUGCUUGUACCAUUAACUUCACACUGAAACAGUCAUUUGAGGGCAAUGUGUUUAUGUAUUAUGGACUGUCUAAUUUCUAUCAAAAUCAUCGUCGCUAUGUGAAGUCUCGAGAUGAUAGCCAGUUAAAUGGAGACCCUAGUGCUUUGCUUAAUCCAAGUAAGGAAUGUGAACCUUAUCGAAGAAGUGAAGACAGACCAAUCGCUCCAUGUGGAGCUAUUGCCAACAGCAUGUUUAAUGAUACGUUAGAAUUGUUUCUGGUUGCCAAUGAAUCUGAUCCCAAGCCUAUUCGAAUUCCUUUGAAGAAGAAAGGUAUUGCUUGGUGGACAGAUAAAAAUGUGAAAUUCAGAAAUCCACCUGGAAGAGAGAGCCUCGAAGAAAAGUUUAAAGAUACAAUAAAGCCAGUAAACUGGCAUAAGGCAGUAUAUGAGCUAGACCCUGAUGAUGAAAGUAAUAAUGGAUUCAUAAAUGAAGACUUUAUAGUUUGGAUGCGUACUGCAGCAUUACCUACUUUUCGUAAGUUGUAUCGUCUCAUAGAGCGGAGAGAUGAUUUACACCCAACAUUACCAGCUGGACAGUACUAUUUGAACAUCACAUACAAUUACCCUGUGCAUUCUUUUGAUGGACGGAAACGGAUGAUCUUGAGCACUAUUUCAUGGAUGGGAGGAAAGAAUCCAUUUUUGGGAAUUGCUUACAUCACUAUUGGAUCCAUCUCUUUCCUUCUGGGAGUUGUACUGCUAGUAAUUAAUCAUAAAUAUAGAAACAGUAGUAACACUGCUGACAUCACCAUUUAAUUUUAUAUUCUGAAACCAAAUCUACUGCAUGUGCAUCAAGGCCAGUCCUGUUCAACCUAGCUUUUGAAUGCUGAUGUCUGGUUAGUAUGUCAUUUUGAAGUUGGCACAUAACUUUAAAAAAAAAAAAACAACAACAAAAACCCCAAACAGCCUUUGUUCUUUGCUUCUUACAUAUGGAUGACUUAUGAAAAUAUAUGAUGGAUGUAAAAAUUAGCCAUAUUGAUUAUAUCAAUAUUGUAACUGCUAAAAUGACAUUCUAAUGUCUGCUUUUUAUUGGGACAGGCCAUGUGAUGCAUAGAGCCUCUUUCAUAUGAAAUGCGUCUACUGCUUAAACUGUUGAUGCUGUGUUGAUAACAUAUUGACAUGAUGCUGUAUAUGUGUGCCUGCUGUGUGAUGAAAGGGAUUAUGAGAUGUAUGAGUGUAAUGACUUGCUAACCUUUGAAAAUUUGGUUACAGUUCAGAUUGAAGAAAGACUAUAAAUAAAACACUUCAUCAUUUUCAUGUGUCGUGUGUAAAGACUGAAAGUCCCUCCUUGUUGAGGUGGUUCAUAUGUUCAGUUUCUCUAUUAUAAUUCUCCGAUAAUGACUUUGAUUCCACACUUUAGCUUGUACAACAUAGAAAUUAAUAUCUAAAGAGGUCAGUAGGUCUUGGCUAGAUUUCUUCUCAUUUGGCUAAAAUGUUGCAUUCUGAAGUCCCAUGCUACCUGAAGUUGCAUUUGGAGUCCCAAGCUACUCGAAUGUUUAUAUGUGACCAUUUCCCAGGAAGCUUACACUUCAGAAGGGAAGAAUGAACCUAGGUGAGAUGGGACAGCUGCUUGGCAAAUCCUCUCCUAUGCCCCAACUGUAAACCAGAUAUAAAUGUUCAAGGGAGGAUACUUUCAUUGUUGUGGUUUGUAGUGUUAAGAUGGUUGCUUCUGCCUUGGAAAUACCUCAAGCUGUUCUUAUUUAGCAGGUAAGUGACUGAGUAUAAUAUUCCAGAAAAAUUUGAAAUCCUAAUUUCUUCCAUAUUUCAUUAAAUUUUUUGCAUACAGGUCUAACAAAUAUGGAUAUGUAUACACAUCCUCUUUAAUGAAGGUAUUAUUUUGGUUACUUUUCCUAAGAUAUACCUUAAAAGAUGUUCUAUACAUUUCCAACUUAAAUUCUGGGGAAUUUGGAGUAUGUACAUGAUAAAAAAGAUUAUAAUAUAUCGAUUGAAGUUACUUUAUUUUCUAACUAGAAUUAUUUUAAUAGUCCUUUAUUGAAUAAGUGCUGUAAUUUGUUUGCUAUGAGACUUAUUCCUGAUGCGAAUGUAAAUUAUUUUUCCACAUGCAUGAAAAUGUAUGUACUAAUCAGAGUUGUCUCCAUUGCAUUGAAAUUACUUGUUUUGAACUAAAGUAACUCAUAUUUAUGUAGUAGAAUGCUUGUGUUUUCAGACCUUGUAAUGAUUUCCUUUGGAUGUAUUUUAAAUCAAUCGGUCUGGUUAAUAUAUCAGUUUAGAUUAAUAUGUGCUUAAAAGAAGAAAAAAAUUCAAUGGUUCAUAGUAGAAAUGUGCCACACUUAAAUAAGCUCUGUAUGACAUGAAAUUCUGUUAAAAGAUUGUAAUUCAUGGUGACUUUUAACUUAUAAAAAUACUACUUGCACGGGUUACUUGAUUUAUGGAUAUAUGAAAACUUCUCAGGAGGAAAGUUCUUCUUUCUCUAAAACUAUUCUUCUGUUGGUUAUUCAGAAUGCUCUUAUUCUGAAAGUGUCCCUGUUGCAUAUGAUGCUCACUUUAUUUGGGGGAUUCUUCAUAAGAUGUGAGAUGUUGAUGCCAGUCUUUCCCAAGUAAGUGCUGGUAAAAGAGGACUGACUACUAACUAGCCUGCAUCUGUCUCUAACUGGAACCGAGGGGUCUGCUGAAGGAAACUGAAGAGCUCUAACAUUUUCACAGCUUGGAGAAGAUAGAAUCUUUAAAAAAGUACAACUGAAGCUUGAUCUGUUUUACAAGUGCAUUGACGGUCCCUGUCCUUCCCUGGUUCCUGUCAUUUGAAACCAACUCCUGUUGUAAAUAGGAAGAAUAUGGGACAUUCAUAUUUAAGAAAAUUUGAUGUCAUUAGGUGACUUAAGUAGAAGGCUUAGAAAAAUGUAUUCAUUUGCAAGUAUUUUGGCACAAGAAAUUUUCCAACUGAAUAGUAAGCAAAAGCUAAGAUGUUUCAUUGAAAUCAUAAAGCAGUUUAAAAUAAACUGGAGAAAAAUAACUGUUCUAAUAGAGAAUAAUCGAAUUGAUUGUCAAGUGGAUGUUAUUUAUUGGAUAGUGACAAAGUUUAUUUGUAACCUUAAUUAUAUUAAAAGUUAUUCUGUUAGGAUGUUUUGUAUUAAUAAAAGUGAACAAAAUUAA
This is a messenger RNA of Mus caroli (Ryukyu mouse), 3665 nucleotides long. It is a transcript of the gene Cdc50a, whose product is annotated as cell division cycle 50 P4-ATPase accessory subunit A. NCBI's taxonomy places the organism in Eukaryota, Metazoa, Chordata, Mammalia, Rodentia, Muridae. The record is from RefSeq and is a predicted model, not a curated record. Gene Ontology annotation, biological process: phospholipid translocation. Gene Ontology annotation, cellular component: endoplasmic reticulum; Golgi apparatus; plasma membrane.